Psylliodes chrysocephalus is the source of this 2589-nucleotide messenger RNA. Lineage: Eukaryota; Metazoa; Arthropoda; Insecta; Coleoptera; Chrysomelidae. The record is from the annotation of a GenBank genome assembly.
AUGCCCUCUAGUAACCCUUUACCACCCAAAGAAAAUGCCUUAUUUAAAAGAAUUUUGAGGUGUUACGAGCAAAAACAAUACAAAAAUGGGUUGAAAUUUGCCAAGCAAAUCCUUUCAAAUCCAAAAUACACAGAACAUGGAGAAACCCUGGCGAUGAAGGGAUUAACCCUAAACUGUUUAGGAAGAAAGGAAGAAGCCUAUGAAUAUGUUAGAAGAGGUUUAAGAAAUGAUUUAAAAUCUCAUGUGUGUUGGCAUGUAUAUGGACUCCUUCAGAGGUCAGACAAAAAAUAUGACGAAGCUAUCAAAUGCUAUAGAAACGCUCUUAAAUGGGAAAAGGAUAACAUUCAAAUCCUUAGAGAUUUGUCUUUGUUGCAAAUACAGAUGCGUGAUUUGGAAGGGUACAGGGAUACAAGAUAUCAAUUACUUAUGCUUAGACCCACACAAAGAGCUUCCUGGAUUGGUUACGCUAUGUCUUUCCAUUUAUUAGAAGAAUAUAAAAAUGCAUUGAAUAUAUUAGAAACGUUUUUGGAACAACAGAAAGGAAACAAUUUUGAUUAUGAACAUAGUGAACUUCUUCUUUACCAGAACCUCAUUAUUCAAGAAUCCGGUGAUCUUAAAGAGGCUUUGAAACAUCUUGAUUCCACUCAAGAUCAAAUAGUUGACAAGUUAACUUUGAAAGAAAAUUUAGGUGAUUUAUUUCUUAAACUUAAACAAUUCGAGAAAGCUGCUGAGUGUUAUGAAGAACUGAUACAAAGAAAUCCUGAAAAUACAAUUUAUUAUAAUAAGUUACUUCAGGCAAAAAGGUUGGAAAAUGGUCAAGAAAUUGUAAAUUUUUAUGUGAAUUACUCUGAAAAGUACCCCAGAGCGAUGCCUCCACGAAGACUGCCUUUAAAUUAUGCCACUGGUGGUGAAUUUAGAAAUUUAGUUGACAAGUAUAUGAGAAAAGCCUUGUCCAAAGGUGUACCUCCUUUAUUUGUAGACUUACGAAGUUUAUACUCUGACAAAACAAAAAUAGAAAUAAUUGAAUCACUCCUCCUUCAUUACGUUGAAGUAUUGAAGAAAACAGGAAAGUAUCAUGAAUUAGAGGUAAAUAACGGACCAAAGGAGCCUGCUAGUGCUCUUUUAUGGGUAUAUUAUUAUUUGGCCCAACAUUAUGACUACCUAAAACAGACUGAAAAGGCAUUAAGUUAUAUUGAUGCUGCUAUUGAACAUACGCCAACACUAAUAGAGCUUUUCGUUGUCAAAGGCAGAAUAUAUAAGCAUGCUGGGGAUCCCCAAGAAGCCUACAAAUGGCUGGAUGAGGCGCAGGCGCUUGAUACAGCUGACCGUUAUAUCAAUUCUAAAUGUGCUAAGUACAUGUUACGUGCCGAUUAUAUCAAAGAAGCCGAGGAUACUUGCGGAAAGUUCACGAGGGAAGGCGUUUCAGCCAUGGAAAAUCUUAAUGAGAUGCAAUGCAUGUGGUUCCAAACUGAAUGUGCGCUGGCGUACCAAAGGUUGGGCAAAUACGGAGAUUCGUUGAAAAAAUGUCAUGAAAUUGAUAGGCACUUUUCUGAGAUAAUUGAAGAUCAGUUCGACUUCCACACAUAUUGCAUGAGAAAAAUGACUCUCCGUUCAUAUGUUGGCCUUCUGCGAUUAGAGGAUGUACUUAGGGGUCAUCCAUUUUAUUUCAAAGCAGCAAAAUGUGCAAUCGAGGUCUACCUGCAUCUAUUCGAUGAACCAUUGAAAGAUGAAAGUGCUGAACAGGAGUUAAAUACAGAGAAUCUAGCGCCUUCGGAAUUGAAAAAAUUGAGAAACAAACAAAGGAAAGCGAGAAGAAAGGCGGAACAAGAGAGUGCGCAACAAAGAGAGGCACAGGUGAAAAAAGAUCAACAUCACAAAUCGAGGCAACAAGGUGAUGUUGAAGCUGACACGCCUCAACUUGACGAAUUGAUUCCUGAUAAACUUGCUAGGGCUGAUGACCCUUUAGAACAAGCUAUAAAAUUUCUUCAACCUUUGCAAACGUUAGCCAAAGACAGAAUAGAAACCCAUUUGAUGGCGUUCGAAUUGUAUUAUAGAAAAAAAAGAGGUCUUUUAAUGUUACAAUCAUUGAAGAGGGCUUAUCAAGUUGACCCUAAGAAUCCAAAGCUGCACAGUUGUCUUAUCCGUUUUUAUCAAUUCAUACAAGAAAAUAAAGGCUCGUGGGACCCCAGUGUAGAACAGGUGAUAACGCAGGAGACCAAAGUUUAUUUCGACAGCAAAGAUGCUUCUAGGUUAAAUAAGGAAUUUUUGGAAAAUAACUCGAAUAGUCUUGGCGCCGUGUAUGAGGGAGCAAAAGUCAUGUACCAAUUGGACAAUAAGAGGCAGAGCGAUGCCAUCAGUUUGGCUACUAAUCUGGACAAUAAAUAUGAUGUAAAUAUUGAAAUUUGUACAGAAAUCCUCAAUUCCCUUAGAACUGGUGAAUUCGGUAGUUGCGACGCUCAAUUAGAAGAUUUCACGGAGAAGUGCAAGGUCACAUUUCCGUAUACAGCAGCGUUCAAACCCCCUUCGCCGAAGGUAGAACCACUGAAUAGUAGCGAAGCCAAUCAUGUGCAAGAGCAAGAUAGCAACUGA